AUGCGACUCGACUUUCUAUCGGUUGUCAAGGGUGUUGAAGAGUCGUCGUCCAAAGAUCGAUUUCUGCUGCUGAACAGUCAAGUACUUCUGAAUCUUGUACCACCCCACGUCGCUCCAUGGGUAGUGGCAAGAACAGGCGAGCAGUGGCAUCAUGCGCAUCAUUCCGUCGGCGUUGCGUAUAUGACGAUAUCUGGAUUCAGCUUAUCGGAUGAACAGGGUCUUAAUGGCUUGAACUAUGUUGUUUACUUCUUUCGACCAGGUUUGGAUACGCAGCUGAGUAACUACCGGGGAAUUGAGAAAAUCAAAAGUGCAAAUCGAUUCUACAUUGUUGCAGUUGGACUUCUUCCAGAUGCCGCUCAAAACGUGAAUGAAACUCCGUGGACGAUCGGCGAACUCUUACAUACAUUGGCGCAAUUUCUACUUCAGGCUACUCAAUUCGCUACCGACAAGGAGUUUCAAGUGCAAAUUGGUAUGGACUGUGGCAGUGCGUUAUCGUUAGUUGCUGACACGGACCAGCCACGCUACGAACUGUGGGGAGAGACUGUUGAACGGGCUCGAAUCCUCAUGCAGAGCGCUAGCCACGGUCGAACCCUCGUCUCUGAAGAGAUCUUUCUCGCACUUCGACCACGAAAUCUUCACUUCAGCACGAAGUCCAUGAAGGCAGAAGACAUCGCACGAUUUACGGACUUCAAAGAGCCGAAAGCUGUGGGGAACGGCCGAUAUCUGAAUGUUCCUCAGACUUUGGUAAUAUUCUAA
Molecule: messenger RNA, 756 nt
Organism: Cooperia oncophora
Lineage: Eukaryota; Metazoa; Nematoda; Chromadorea; Rhabditida; Trichostrongylidae
Source: the annotation of a GenBank genome assembly